AUGGAGAAAGUUGUUGAGGCUCAAGUUGCUGCCGUUAAUACUCUUAUUACUCCUGUUGCUGGCAAUGUUAGUUCAAAAACUACUGUGAUUUCUAAGGCAAUUGACCAAAAGAAACCUUCUUCUUUCGAUGGUAAGGGUGACCUUACCAAGAUGGAGAACUGGAUUAGAGAAUUUGACAAAAUCUUUACCACUCUCCAAGUUCCUAAUGAGAUGAGGGUAGAUGUUGCUGACUACUAUCCGGUCGAGGAUGCUGAUAUUUGGUGGACUCACAACAAGUUCGAUCUGACCACUAAGGUGACUGUCGAUGAGGAAGGAGAAGAGCUCAUCGAGGAGAGAGAGUUUGGUUGGAUUGAGUUCAAGAAGGAGUUGGCUCGUUUUGCAAAGGGGUUAGCUCGUGAUGAGCAUGAGAGAGCGGUGAAAUUUGAGGAGAAGCUAGAGCCCGAUCUUCAUUCUAGGAUGGGAGCUGGCGAGUAUACUACAGUGAAGGAGGAGUACACUCGUACUUAUAAUGCUGAGAGGAUUCAGGAAAAGGGACUAGCUGCAAAGAAGUUGAAAUCCACUCCAGCGGGGUCUACUUAG
Beta vulgaris subsp. vulgaris (sugar beet) is the source of this 579-nucleotide messenger RNA. RefSeq lists its product as uncharacterized. Lineage: Eukaryota; Viridiplantae; Streptophyta; Magnoliopsida; Caryophyllales; Amaranthaceae. The coding region runs from base 1 to 579 and encodes 192 amino acids. The transcript is spliced from 2 exons. The record is from RefSeq and is a predicted model, not a curated record.